AUGACUCCCCGUGCUCAACGAGAGCAGCGAAAGAGAUGGCGAGCAAAUAAAGACAAGCAUUUGAACAGAAAACAAGAAGAAAAACAAAUUCAAGAAGUUGUAUUACAAAAUAGUAUUAGUAGUAAAGAAGAAGCUACUGGAAAAGAAGACGCUACUGGCUCAGCUGAUCCUAUUUCUCUUAAUUCAGAUUUAAUAGAAGAUAUAAAGACUACCGAUAUUGAUCAUAAAGGCAAUCAAAUGAAGCAAAAACAAAUAUGGUACAAACUAAAGAAGUUAGAGAUGCCUUCAGCCCUGAUCGAAAAACUGAAUCGGUCCAAAAAUUCAUGCCACAUUGUGGCAACAUAUUAG
Molecule: messenger RNA, 348 nt
Organism: Parnassius apollo (apollo)
Lineage: Eukaryota; Metazoa; Arthropoda; Insecta; Lepidoptera; Papilionidae
Source: the annotation of a GenBank genome assembly